Messenger RNA from Salmo salar (Atlantic salmon), 2243 nucleotides. The record is from RefSeq and is a predicted model, not a curated record. Lineage: Eukaryota; Metazoa; Chordata; Actinopteri; Salmoniformes; Salmonidae.
UGUGUGUGUGUGUGUGUAUCAGACUCAAGCCGUGGCUGUGUUGCAAAGCUGUCGUUCUCGUGCCCUCUAAAGGGGCAUUACUGUCUCUAUACCAAGUCCUGUUUCACCCUCACCAGCCUCCAGCCACACCUCUGGAUCAACAUCAUGCUGCUUCACCUACAGAGUAAGCACAGCGCUCCCCUCUCCUCUCUGGAUGACUGUGUUCAGAGGUUGGGGAGACUGUGGGAGAGGACCCAGCUAAAAGGAGCUCACGGCUUCUCCAUGGCCAUGACACAGCAGCCCACUCCACACAGAAAGGACCUGGACAGUCUGCAGAUCCAUCUGGAGGAGGUGCGUUUCUUUGACCUGUUUGGCUUCAGUGAAGAGGAGGGCAGCUGGCUCUGCUACAUGUGCAACAACCCAGAGAAGGCCACAGUGGUGAACGAGGAUGGCCAGCCGCUGAUAGAGGGGAAACUGAAAGAGAAGCAGGUUCGCUGGAAGUUCAUCAAGCGCUGGAAGACUCGCUACUUCACCCUGGCAGGAAACCAGCUCCUCUUCCGGAAGGGAAAAUCUAAGGAUGAGCUAGACGACAGCACCAUCGAGCUGAGCAAAGUGCAGAGCGUCAAGGUGGUGGCUAAGAAGCGGCGUGAGCGGGGUCUCCCCCGGGCCUUUGAGAUCUUCACGGACAGUAAGACGUACGUCCUGAAGGCUCGUGAUGAGAAGCAUGCUGAGGAGUGGCUCCAGUGUAUUAAUGUUGCCGUGGCCCAGGCCAGAGAGAGAGAGAACAGAGAGGCCACCACCUACCUGUGACCUUAUGACCUGGAAGAUAUUCUACUGUGACCCGUUCCUGACCCAGAAACACAACAUACAGCCCCGCACUACUGUACCAUCUACUAACAACAGCUGUGACGUCCACUGUUUCUGGUCAUCUGACAGGCCUGUGACGUCCACUGUUUCUGAUCAUCUGACAGGCCUGUGACGUCCACUGUUUCUGAUCAUCUGACAGGCCUGUGACGUCCACUGUUUCUGAUCAUCUGACAGGCCUGUGACGUCCACUGUUUCUGAUCAUCUGACAGGCCUGUGACGUCCACUGUUUCUGAUCAUCUGACAGGCCUGUGACGUCCACUGUUUCUGAUCAUCUGACAGGCCUGUGACGUCCACUGUUUCUGAUCAUCUGACAGGCCUGUGACGUCCACUGUUUCUGAUCAUCUGACAGGCCUGUGACGUCCACUGUUUCUGAUCAUCUGACAGGCCUGUGACGUCCACUGUUUCUGAUCAUCUGACAGGCCUGUGACGUCCACUGUUUCUGAUCAUCUGACAGGCCUGUGACGUCCACUGUUUCUGAUCAUCUGACAGGCCUGUGACGUCCACUGUUUCUGGUCAUCUGACAGGCCUGUGACGUCCACUGUUUCUGGUCAUCUGACAGGCCUGUGACGUCCACUGUUUCUGGUCAUCUGACAGGCCUGUGACGUCCACUGUUUCUGAUCAUCUGACAGGCCUGUGACGUCCACUGUUUCUGAUCAUCUGACAGGCCUGUGACGUCCACUGUUUCUGAUCAUCUGACAGGCCUGUGACGUCCACUGUUUCUGAUCAUCUGACAGGCCUGUGACGUCCACUGUUUCUGAUCAUCUGACAGGCCUGUGACGUCCACUGUUUCUGAUCAUCUGACAGGCCUGUGACGUCCACUGUUUCUGGUCAUCUGACAGCUGUGGGGCAGCGAAGACUGAUAUCCAGACAUCAUUACCAGAAUUUUGUCAUACAUUUAUAUAGGGUAUUGUUUCAGUAUUUACAGCAAUAAGGAUCUUACUAGCAGUAUGGACCUUCUAUUUCCAGCAAUAACAAUCUACAUAGUAAACCUAGCAAUAAGAGCUCAAUAUGAACAGCAUGAGAAAACCAUCUUGCCCCAGACAGUGAAGAUGAAAAACCCCAAAUAGAUAGCAUAUGAGAGCGUUUUACAGCAAACAAACAGAUUUACUGUUAUUAGCAUUUAGCAGUAUCAUUUAUUAAUAUACCGUCAUUUAGCAGUAUCAUUUAUUAAUAUACCGUCAUUUAGCAGUAUCAUUUAUUAAUAUACCGUCAUUUGGCAGUAUAAUGUAUUAUUAUACCGUAAUUUAGCAGUAUACUUUAUUAAUAUACUGUCAUUUAAAAAGUGGUAUUACACUCACCCAGUGGGUGUAAUAUAGUGAGCUACAAAAGUAUUGAGAAAGUUACAAACGCACAAAUAUCAUACCUCCAAGACAUGCUAACCUUUCACCAUUACAAUA